AUGGAGGAACAUCGUCCUUCCAGGACCCCCGACAGACUGUUGCCCCGGCUGAACCGUCAUAGGACACAUCAAUCCAAACCACAAGACGAAUCUAGCGACGCCCAUCAAACAGAGCCCACGUCUGGGGACCUGAACAGUGUGCAGGAGGGCUCUGGUCCGGCACAACGCAGUACCUCUACUGAAUCACAUCACCCUACACAGACAAGUCCACCGGUAACGCCGUCAGUGCCUGUACCUGCGGGAGAACAGGUUUACCCUACACAGCACCGUCCGAUUCCGUCACCUCUCUCCUCAUCAGUGCCUCGAGGACACGCCAUACCUACGGAUCCCUCUCCAGUCUCAGCCCAAGCCCUACCAUCGUCAGGCUCCAGUGCGGAGAGUGACAAACAAAAAGCGCAAAGGGCAGAUUACAUCAAAAUGCAACGAGAGCGCGAACAAAAACAACGCGAGGAACGUGAAAGGAUCAAAGCACAGAUUAAAGCAGACCGGGAGGAGAGGCGGAUGUUGGAUGAAAUGAGGAAGCAAGGUCAAUCGCCAGAGGCCCUAGGUUCUUCAACUGCCUCUUCGCAUGCUAAAUCAAAGACGUCAAUAUCAAACGCUCGAGGGGAUGUGAGGGUUCAAGUCCGCACAUUCGACGGUUCGACCUUGCGCAAUACAUUCCCUUCAAGCGCAACCAUCACAAAAGAGAUCCGUCCCUGGAUUGACUCGGCCAGCUCGACCGCUUCACCCGCCAGGACAAGUGGCGUGCCAUAUAAUCUCAAACUCAUCCUGACACCCCUUCCGAACCGCACAAUCGAAGCGGGGGAAGAAGACACUGAACUCUCCGACCUGGGUAUCACGGGGAGCUGCACCUUCGUCAUGGUCCCGGUGCAAGGGUAUGUUGACUCGUACGCGUCCGGCGGCUUGGCUCUGGGAGGCGGGCUACUCGGGGGUGUUGUGAGUGGAGGGUACAACCUCGUCAGUGGAACGGCAGGGAUGGUCUUUGGUGGUGUACGGUCACUGCUUGGGUAUGGAUCGGGCGAUGCGGAACAGACGACGCCUACGGGCAGCGGACGUGGGAACGCAGAUCAGCCUCCUGGUGCUGGUGCUGGUGCUGGUUCUGCGGCGGGGAAUAACGUCCGGAUUCGCACACUCGCUGACCAGCGCGCCGCAGAUGCCGCAGGAAAGAGGAACCAGCAGUUUUACAACGGGAACCAGCUGAAUUUCCAGCCCAACGACGAGGACCAGAAGAAAGAUUGA
This is a messenger RNA of Fonsecaea pedrosoi CBS 271.37, 1239 nucleotides long. RefSeq lists its product as uncharacterized. Bases 1 to 1239 code for a protein of 412 amino acids. Gene Ontology annotation, molecular function: protein binding. The transcript is spliced from 2 exons. The record is from RefSeq and is a predicted model, not a curated record. NCBI's taxonomy places the organism in Eukaryota, Fungi, Ascomycota, Eurotiomycetes, Chaetothyriales, Herpotrichiellaceae.